Rhodamnia argentea is the source of this 609-nucleotide messenger RNA. Its product is annotated as F-box protein At2g26160-like. Lineage: Eukaryota; Viridiplantae; Streptophyta; Magnoliopsida; Myrtales; Myrtaceae. The transcript is spliced from 2 exons. The coding region runs from base 1 to 609 and encodes 202 amino acids. The record is from RefSeq and is a predicted model, not a curated record.
AUGGCCGAGAAGUGGGCCGAUCUCCUCCCCGGAGUUGCUAGAACUGUGCUCAAGAUGGCUUCUUCUAGAGGACUGGUUCGCAUUCCGAUCCUUGUGCCCAACAUGGCGUGCUGCGGCAUUCGAAGAGAGGGCACUAAGGAGUGGAAAGUGUUGACUUGGCAGGGCGAUCCUGUUCUUGAUGUCAUAUAUUGUAAGGGGAAGGUCGUUGCAGUUAACCGGUCAGGUGAUAUAUUAGCGUGUGAUGCGGAUGGAUCAGAUCCAACGGUUCAAGUUAUACUAAAGAAGCCUCUGGAAUUUCGAGAUCACUUAGCGUUUUUCGUGCAGCUAUAUUUGGUGGAGUCGGCUGGCCGUUUGUUGCUGGUUGCACGAUUGGCACAACUAGAUGGUGGAACCAAAGGAUUCCGGGUUUUCGCCAUUGAUUUGGAGGCUAGAAAGUGGACGGAGCUCGAGGGCAUGGGGAGCACGUCCCUCUUCGUGGGUUUUAGCUCUUCCUUUUCGGUACAAGUUGAUGAGAACCGGCAGGCUAUCAAACCGAACCGUAUUUACUUUACCAAAGAUGUCCCUUAUCAAGGUAAUGAAGGCAAGGAUGUGGGAAUAUAUGACGUGUAA